CUCAACUUCAACUGCUAAUAUUUUCCAUACCUUCAUAUUUUCAUGGUUUAUUUAUGCUCAUUUUCUCACUCUACAAACAAGAUUAACAGGUACAUCUUUCUCUUUUAUAAUUCAGUUCAAGAUCAUUUCUCCAUUACAUUGAAAAGAUCACGAACGGAAAGAAGUACAGUGAGAAUUGAACGCACACCUAUUGUACCAAUAGACUGUAACAUUUGAAUUAAAUACUUAAUAAUACUAACCAAAUGACUCGAAUUAUUUCAGCUGAGAUUUUUCCUCAUUGUCUCUUUUUCUCCAAUAACCUAAAGCCAAUAUCUCAAUCUCAAAAGCACACUUCUAUUGUUAGAUGUAAUAGCCAUGAAUUUAGUAAAGUAAAGCCUAGAAAUAACCAAAGGGUUAAAGUUUCUACUGAAAAUAGACAUGCCUAUGUACAACAAUCCAAUGAUUUGAAAGCAACAAAUAUUUUGAAAGUGUUAAAUUGGUCAUGUAAAGUUGGCAAAUAUGAUGAAACAUUGUAUCUUCUUGAUUGCAAAGUGAAGAAUAAUGGUUAUAAACCAGAUGUUAUUCUUUGUACUAAGCUUAUUAAGGGAUUUUGCCACUCGAAAAAUUCGGACAAAGCAUUAAAAGUUAUGCAGAUUUUAGAGGAAUUUGGUGAACCUGAUGUAUUUGCAUAUAAUGCUCUUAUUAGUGGAUUCUGCAAAAUGAAUAAAAUUGAAGAGGCGAAUAAGGUGUUGAAUCGGAUGAAAUCCCACGGAUUUCCUCCGGAUGCUGUUACUUAUAAUAUCUUGAUUGGAAGUCUUUGUGAUAGGGGGAAAUUAGGGUUAGCAUUGAAAUUGUUGGAUCAGUUAAAAGAAGAAAGAAAUUGUAAGCCUACAGUUAUUACAUAUACAAUCUUGAUAGAGGCAACGAUUCUUGAAGGCGGAAUUCAUGAAGCAAUGAAGCUUCUUGAUGAGAUGUUAUCGAUAGGGCUUCAACCUGAUAUGUAUACUUAUAAUGCAAUUAUAAGGGGAAUGUGUAGAGAAAAGAUGAUGGAUCAAGCUUAUGAGUUUGUUAGGAGUUUGCCAUCUAAGGGUUGCAAACCGGAUGUGAUUUCUUAUAAUAUAUUGUUAAGGGCGUUAUUGCAUAAGGGGAAAUGGAGCGAUGGAGAGAAGUUAGUGAACGAGAUGUUUUCUGCAGGGUGUGAACCAAAUGUGGUUACUUAUAGCAUUUUGAUGAGUUCUUUGUGUAGAGAUGGGAAAUUAGACGAGGCGAUCAACUUGUUGAAGAUAAUGAUGGAUAAGGGAUUAACACCAGAUACUUUCACUUAUGAUCCAUUGAUUUCUGCAUUUUGUAAAGGAGGGAGAUUAGAUUUGGCUAUUAAGUUCCUCGACUAUAUGAUUUCGAAUGGUUGCUUGCCUGAUAUAGUGAACUACAACACUAUACUUUCUACAAUGUGUAAGAAAGGGAAAGCCGACGAAGCAAUGGAAGUAUUUGAGAAGCUCGCGGAAAUAGGCUGUCCACCUGAUGUGAGUACUUAUAAUACAAUGAUGAGCGCGUUAUGGAAUAACGGAGAUAGAGCUAGGGCGUUGAGAUUGGUUUCGGAGAUGAUAGAAAAAGGGAUUGAUCCUGAUGAGAUUACUUAUAAUUCGCUAAUAUCAUGUUUAUGCAGAGACGGAUUAGUGAACGAGGCGCUUGACUUGUUAGGAGAUAUGGAAGGGAAUGGUUUUCCACCUACUGUGAUUACUUAUAACAUUCUGCUUCUUGGAUUGUGUAAAGCUCAUAGAGUUGACGAGGCGAUUGAAGUGUUAAGAGUAAUGGUAGACAAAGGGCGUCGGCCAAAUGAAACGACGUACAUUCUGUUAAUAGAAGGUAUUGGUUUUUCAGGAUGGAGAGUUCAAGCAAUGGAGGCUGCUAACUCUCUUUAUCAGAAGAAUGCUAUUUCAAAAGAAUCAGUUCAACGUUUGAGAAAAACAUUUCCUAUAUCUGAUGUUUAUAAAGAUAGUACUGGAAGGGAAGGCUUGGCGUAAUUGGUAAAGUUGAGGUCACGAGUUCGAGCUGUGGAAACAGCCUCUUGGAGAAAUGAAAUGUAAGGUAAGACUGCGUACAAUAGACCCUUGUGGUCUGGCCCUUCCCAGGACCCCACACACAGCACCGAAGCUGCCCUUACUCGUACAGUCCGAGCAAUGUUCAAUACUUGUAUAUCAUUGACAGUAAUAAAAGAUGUCAGGCUUCUUUAUCUGCAGUUUUUACAUAGUGUUCGUUAGAGGAAAAUACCUCUCUAAUAUGUGGCCAAAUCUGGUGCUUUUUGACAACAAACAAUAUUGCUUUGGACUGUGUUGUCGCUGAAAAAAUAAACUGUUAAUUGA
Nicotiana attenuata is the source of this 2342-nucleotide messenger RNA. Its product is annotated as pentatricopeptide repeat-containing protein At3g04760, chloroplastic. Gene Ontology annotation, molecular function: protein binding. Lineage: Eukaryota; Viridiplantae; Streptophyta; Magnoliopsida; Solanales; Solanaceae. The transcript has a single exon. Bases 243 to 2003 code for a protein of 586 amino acids. The record is from RefSeq and is a predicted model, not a curated record.